CCGUGCACCACUCCACAAUCCCAACAGCAGAAAAGCACAACCGAAGAAGUGGACUAUUAAUACUGUACUGUAAGUAAGUAAGUAAGAGAAGAUGACGACUGAAGCUACGGCCAUGGACGUGGAUCCACCAGCUACUACUACUACUACUGCUAGUACCGGUACUGUAGUGGCUGCUGCCCCAACAGCAGCUCCAACCCCAGCAGACCCUGAAUCGUUGAAUGGCUGUUGGAUUUUAGACAAAUCAAAAGGCGAAUGGUCGAUGCGUGGAUAUUUGGAAACGAUGAAUGUGAACGAAUUGGCGAUCAAAGCGCACGAAAAAGGCGAACAAGAGUACGACACGUUUCACACCAUUCAGCUCACUACGGAUCGCAUCAAAAUCACCAAGCGAUCACGAGUCAACGCGGAUUUGGUCGUAGAGCUGCGCUUGGGAAUCGAAGAAAAGGAGUUGUUGCCACCGGGAGAUCGACUCAAGGCAUCACUCGCCGUGUCGCAUAAUCCUCGUCAUUUGAAAAUUGAGUCCUCGAUGCAUACCGUAAAUGGAAUUGCCAAAGUCACCGAUGUCAAGGAAAUGCAGCCGAAUGACACGGGGGGUGGUGGUGUCGUGCUGGUGCAGACACUCACCGUUCUCAAUGAACAAACGGGAAAUUCUCACACUACGACUCGAUAUUUCAUUCCCUAUCGAGGAACUCCUCCUCAUGAGGUUGUUUGAUUACCGUAUGGCUUGUGACUGCAUGGUACAAGGAUGUCAAAAUGGAUCCAAUUAUCGUCUCCCAUCGUCUCUGGCUAGCUUGAUUUAUUUGGGUUGGGCUCUGUCAGAUUAUACAGUAAUCAAAAAAUAGGAGGUGGUUUUUGUG
Molecule: messenger RNA, 854 nt
Organism: Seminavis robusta
Lineage: Eukaryota; Bacillariophyta; Bacillariophyceae; Naviculales; Naviculaceae
Source: the annotation of a GenBank genome assembly